Messenger RNA from Thermothielavioides terrestris NRRL 8126, 2976 nucleotides. RefSeq lists its product as uncharacterized. The coding region runs from base 145 to 2682 and encodes 845 amino acids. Gene Ontology annotation, cellular component: endoplasmic reticulum membrane. The record is from RefSeq and is a predicted model, not a curated record. Gene Ontology annotation, biological process: ERAD pathway. NCBI's taxonomy places the organism in Eukaryota, Fungi, Ascomycota, Sordariomycetes, Sordariales, Chaetomiaceae. Gene Ontology annotation, molecular function: protein binding. The transcript has 4 exons.
UUGUACUGAACGGAAUACACCUGCCGCGCGCUGUUGCCCCAAGCCACUUCGCACCCACGCGCGCAAGCUCUAAACAACCACCAACCCAGCCAUGGCAUGACAAACACGGGUUCUACCAUUUCUUCCUAGCAACUCCAGUCGACCAUGAAGCUGCUUUCCUGGUUGUUCCUGCUCUUGCAGGCCUCUGCGCUUUCCUACGCCGAAGCGCAGGCAAACCAGCACGUACUUGGCGGCGGCCCAGCUGAGCACGCAAAUGGCGACUCGUUUCGCGCAGAGGUUGCCUCGCAGAGCGGGGGACAAACGGUGCGGGAACCUGGCGCCGACCUCGUCGACUCGGCCCUCUUCGAGUUGCGCAAGCUACAACAGGUCUCCCAUGCCCGGACACGGAAACAACAAGGAGCCAUGGGCGCUGUGCUGCACUUCGCCCUAAAUGCCCUCCCGACCCUCCGCCUCAGCGCCCCGUCGUCCGAAUCGUCCCCGAAGAGCGCGGUUAGCGGGCCCCUCCUGCAUGCGACAAGGCUUCUAGAGGAAUCCGCCCGGCAAAACAACUCGGACGCUCUCUAUAUCCUUGCCGAAAUGAACUUCUAUGGCAACUUCUCGCACCCGAGGAACUUUGCGGCAGCGUUCGACUACUACCAUCAGUUGGCCCUUCUCAAUGGGAACAGCUCGGCGCUGUAUAUGGUUGGUCUCAUGUACUCGACCGGCGUCGGGGGAGCUGUCCCGCGCGACCAGGCUCGGGCUCUCCUCUACUACACCUUUGCUGCCAACAGGGGACACACGAGGGCCGAGAUGACGCUCGCCUACCGGGCCAACGCGGGCAUUGGGACACCAAAGAAUUGCGACCUGGCCGUUAAGUACUACAAGCGGGUCGCAGACAAGGCCAUCGCAUGGUACCGGUCGGGCCCCCCGGGCGGCAUGGGCUGGAUCUCGCAGGCCUACCGGAUCGCCGACGAGAGCGGCGGUGUCUACGGGGAAGGAGCCAGCAUUGUCAGCGCCGGGCCACAUGCCGUCAAGGCGAACCCUAACUCAGAUGCCCACGCUUCGAUCGAGGACAUCAUUGAGUAUCUGGAUCUCAUGGCCCAUAAGGGGGACUUCAAAGCCUCGUACAACCUCGGGCGCAUCUACUACGAGGGUCAGAGGGGCCUCGACAGGAACGUGGCGAUGGCCAGGAAAUACUUCUUGGACGUCACCCAGAAGUACUGGAGGAAGAACCGUGUGGUCGACAACCCCAAGCCGGGGCUGGACAAGACGGCCGGAAAGGCGGCCGGCUUCAUUGGCCGCAUGUUCAUGCGCGGGGAAGGCGUCGAACAGAACUUCGACCGCGCCAAGUUCUGGUUCGAGCGAGGCUCGAAACUCAAAGACGCGCAGUCCGAGUACGGCCUGGGUCUGCUGUAUCUCCAUGGUUACGGCGUCAAGGCAGAUAUCGCCAUGGCCACCGAGCAUUUCAAGACAGCCGCCGGCCUGGACUCCGCUGCCGCAGCUGUACAGCUUGGCCUGCUGUACCUCGACCAGGGCCACAACGAGGACUUGGUCGCUGCGAACCGCUACUUUGAAAUCGCCGCUCGGUGGGGUAACGUAGAGGCCUUCUACUAUCUCGCCGAAAUGAGCUUCUUCGGCAUCGGCCGCGAAAAGUCAUGUAGCACCGCCGUGAUGUACUACAAGACCGUGGCCGAGCGAGCAGAGCCGCUUGUCUCGUCGUGGGCGGACGCCAACGUCGCGUACGACAAUGGCGACACGGAGCUGGCACUCCUCGAGUACCUCGGCGCGGCCGAGCAGGGCUACGAGAAGGCGCAAAACAACGUCGCUUACAUUCUGGAUCCGGACAAGUCUCGGUUGCCCCUCCCUCAGGUGCUAUCCCCCCGUGGCCGGGUAUCCCAGCUCCUCCGGGAUGCUACGCUUGCGCUGAUAUUCUGGACGCGCUCGUCACGCCAGGGCAAUAUCGACGCCCUGGUCAAGAUGGGCGACUACUACCUGUACGGCAUCGGCACCGACGCGGACGUCGAACGGGCGGUCCAGUGUUAUACCAGCGCGUCGGAGUACCACCAGAGCGCGCAGGCACUUUACAAUCUCGGGUGGAUGCACGAGCACGGCGUUGGCCUGGACCAGGACUAUCACCUGGCCAAGCGGUAUUACGACGCGGCGCUCGAGACAAACGAGGAGGCUUACCUCCCCGUCAAGCUGAGCCUGCUGAAACUUCGGAUCAAGAGCGCUUGGAACACGUUCACACAUGGCGGGAUAAACUCCAUCCAGGACGAGCCAACGCCGAAGCAAGAAUGGUCCCUUCGGGAGUGGAUCAACAACUUCGUUCAGGACGAUGUUGAGUACUACGACGAGGUCGAUGCCUUCGACGACCUGUACGACGAGAACGGCAUGCCCGGCGGUGACCCGCUAGAUUUUGACGACGGCGUCAUGGAGAGCGUCGUGAUUCUGGGGCUGGCUGCCGCGUUGGCUUUCCUGGUCAUGUACCGCCAGCACAGGCAGCAGGCGGCAAGGCGGCGGGAAGAGGAGACCAGGCGGCAGCAGCAGCAGCAGCAGCAGCAGCCGCCGCCGCAGCAAGCCGGCGUCCCGGGAAGGGCGGCUGCGGAGAAUCAACAGCAACCGGAGCAGCAGGACAGGGGUCUCUUCCCGCAGCCUGGCGAUCCUGACUUUGGGCAGUGGGCAGUUGGAGGGGUCGGGCAUUGAUGAGCACGUGCGGUAGAAUGGAUGUAUUUCAUAACUAAAGGCAUUGCGGCGCAUUGGCGUAUUUGGUUGUUUAGACGACAUCGAGGGCGUUGCGGGUUAGACACUGUUCGAGGCACUACGCAGCGGUGAACAAAGCAUAGCAGUGAAAUGUAUCAGUUUUUGGAUUACCGGCAUGGCGGAAAACCGUUCAUCAGGUCGAGCAAGGCAGUCUUGACAAAUAUACUGCUUGUAUUCCGUAUAUGCAGCGCAUUGCGUUGUGGUGAUGACCCAAUUUGCAAGUGAUUUGUAUUUUUU